GUCAAUUUGACAUUUAACCUUGUGUAUUGUGGUGUAGACCGCCCGACGCUGUAUAGUUUAAAUUUAAUGUUUUUGGUGUUAAAAAGUUCAUGACCAUGGGGGAACUAACGCUCACCAAUUUGUUCGAGUCUCAAACUAUAUUCGCCGACCACAAGGACCUCAUCCACGAUGUGGCCUACGAUUUUUACGGGGAACGAAUGGCUACUUGCUCGAGCGACCAGUAUGUGAAGGUAUGGGACUCAGAUGGCCGCGACGGCUGGAAGAUGACUGCCAGCUGGAAGGCGCACCACGGCUCCGUGUGGAAGGUCACCUGGGCGCACCCUGAGUUUGGGCAGGUCAUUGCUACCUGCUCGUUUGAUCGCACCGCUGCUAUUUGGGAAGAAGUUGGUGACACCACAGCCCCUGGGUCAGAGAAAGGUCUCCGGACGUGGCUGAAACGCUCCAAUCUAGUUGACUCCAGGACCUCUGUGACUGAUGUUAAGUUUGGACCUAAGCACUUGGGUCUUUUACUAGUCACAUGCUCAGCUGAUGGCAUUAUUAGGAUAUACGAAGCCCCCGACGUGAUGAACCUGGCGCAGUGGACGCUGCAGCAUGAGAUCCCCACCAAGGUGUCCAUCAGCUGUCUCUCCUGGAACCCCUCACUGUCCAGGGUAAACCCACCAAUGAUAGCGGUGGGCAGCGAUGAGCCGAACACAGCCGCCGCCGCGGUCACACCGGUCAAUGAUAAAGGCGUGGCGUGCAACGGGAAGGUUUUCCUCUACGAAUACAGCGAAGCGUCACGCCGCUGGACUCGAACUGACUGCCUCUCGUCAGUCCAAGAGCCUGUUAACGACAUCGCUUUUGCUCCCAACCUCGGCCGCUCAUUCCACCUCCUUGCUGUUGCUACUAAAGAUGUCCGGAUCAUCAAGAUAGAACCCAUCACAGAUACAUCGACCUCCUCAAACGGUUCAAGCGUGCGUUUCAAAACGGAAGUGAUGGCUGCGUUCGAGGAGCAUUACUCCUGCGUGUGGCGCGUCUCCUGGAACGUGACGGGCACCUUGCUGGCAUCCUCGGGUGACGACUGCAGUGUGCGCUUAUGGAAAAUGCAAUACCUGAACCAAUGGAAGUGCGUGGCCGUGUUCAAAAACGAGACCCUGCCCGGCGACAGCCCGCCCCUCUCGAGGCCGCACACCACCUACAUGCGUAUGGCCACCAUGGCCAACCCGGGCCAUAUGCCCUUCCACUGACCCCACCCCACCUGGCCACAGAGUAAGUAUACACAUGGUA
Molecule: messenger RNA, 1266 nt
Organism: Cydia amplana
Lineage: Eukaryota; Metazoa; Arthropoda; Insecta; Lepidoptera; Tortricidae
Gene: Nup44A
Product: nucleoporin SEH1
Exons: 8
Coding region: 90-1226 (378 amino acids)
Biological process (GO): positive regulation of TORC1 signaling; cellular response to amino acid starvation
Cellular component (GO): Seh1-associated complex; nuclear pore outer ring
Molecular function (GO): structural molecule activity; protein binding
Source: RefSeq, a predicted model, not a curated record